AUGGCUCCGGACAACACCGUAAACUUUUCAGGAAACAAUAAUCAGGGAUUCCAAACUCGGAGUCAACCAGGGGACAAUUUCAAGGAGGCAAAUGACAAAUGCUUAAACGACCUGCGCCUGACCAACCCCCGCGAUGAUAAAGAGCGGAUCAAGAACACCAAAGGCGGCCUCCUGGAGGGCUCGUACAAAUGGAUCCUCGGCCACCCGGACUUCCAACGAUGGCGCAAUGACGACAAAAGUCGGCUGCUCUGGGUCGAGGGCGAUCCAGGCAAGGGAAAGGCCAUGCUACUUAUCGGAAUAAGCCCGGGCCGAGCUGUGAGCAGAUGA
Messenger RNA from Penicillium subrubescens, 327 nucleotides. RefSeq names its product Pfs NACHT and WD domain protein. Lineage: Eukaryota; Fungi; Ascomycota; Eurotiomycetes; Eurotiales; Aspergillaceae. Bases 1 to 327 code for a protein of 108 amino acids. The record is from RefSeq and is a predicted model, not a curated record. The transcript has a single exon.